Messenger RNA from Penicillium nucicola, 3840 nucleotides. RefSeq lists its product as uncharacterized. The transcript is spliced from 3 exons. The coding region runs from base 1 to 3840 and encodes 1279 amino acids. The record is from RefSeq and is a predicted model, not a curated record. Gene Ontology annotation, molecular function: hydrolase activity. Lineage: Eukaryota; Fungi; Ascomycota; Eurotiomycetes; Eurotiales; Aspergillaceae.
AUGACGGCAGACCUGGGCCCAGUUGAGAUGAGAAGAACUGUGCGACAAGGAGCUGAGUCGAAGCAUUUCUCGGUUGAGAACAAUUUCAAUCAUCUGAACUAUGAUCUGGUAUGUUUUCGCGUGGCUCUGGGCUGUCCCUGUGUGGGCUCAGCUCCAGAGCUUCCAUCCCCCGGCCACCAGGAAAUCUCCUAUAGUAUCAAUGUUCCUACAGAGACAGCCCAGACUGGCUCGGGCUCUAUAUUCUUCCAGAUGAAUUCCACUCAUCCGGUGCGGUGGUUUGCUCUGGGGCAAGGAAUGCAAAUGGAAGGGGCCAACAUCUUUGUUGCUUACACUUCUGGCGACAAAGUGACAGUAUCUCCACGGUCGGGCAUAGCGGAAGUUGAGCCGUUGUAUAACAAAGACGCCCGAAUCGCAAUGCUCAAUGGCAGUGGUGUACACGAUGGGGUCAUUACGGCCAACAUCCGGUGCGACAGCUGCUUAAAAUGGACCGGGGGAACAGAGAAUGUCAACAGCUCUUCAAGUUCAUGGAUCUGGGCAGUGAAGUUUGGAGACUCUUUGAAUUCCACCAGUCUAUCCGAGUCCAUCACCCAACACGAUGACAGUGGUGUCGUGUCUGUCGACCUCACGAAAGCAACGGGUGGCAGUUCGGAGAAUCCCUUCGCUGAUCUGGCCCCAGCGUCUGUUACCAGUGCAAAUCCGAGUGAUUCUUCCUUCUCAGACAUGAUCAGUCGGAAACAGACGGCACAUGCUGUACUCAUGAUCUUGGCCUUUGUGAUCAUGUUCCCUUUUUUCGCGAUGGGCCUUCAUAUCUUCCCAGCCAAGUGGACAGUCCAUAUCCAUGGGCUCAGUCAGCUCUUCACUUUAGCUGUUGCGAUUGCUGGUCUCGGUGUUGGUGCUUCUAUGGCCAGGGAUCUCUCCCUGGUCAACCACUACCAUCCCAUUAUCGGCAUGGUGGUUGUCGCGUGCCUCGUUGUGUUCCAGCCUGCCAUGGGCGUAUUACAGCACCGGUUCUUUCGGAAAACCGGUGGAAAGGGGCCUUUUGCCUAUACCCAUCGGUGGUUUGGGCGACUCCUGAUCAUCCUGGGUAUUAUCAAUGCUGGACUAGGAUUUCAGCUGGCGCAAGGACCGCGUGGGGCGGUGAUUGCGACCAGCGUUGUGGCUGGAGUCAUGGCACUGGGGUAUGUGACCGUUUAUCUGCACCGGAAAUCGCUGCACAACAAACCCACCGUCCAUGUCACCUACGAUGAAGGCAUUCAGAUUGUGCGCCAAUUUCUUUUCUAUGCGUCGAAGCAUCCCGUCGAAGACCUCCAAGCGUUUACCCGCCAGUGGGUGCCCAGUCCACAUUGGGUGAGAACAGAGACAAUCACAAUCCCCGAAAACUUCCUAUCCUCUGCAGGAGAUGCGAUUGUCAAGCAGCUGGGUCCGAAAGGGGUCAAAAGAGUGGGAGGAGAGAAAUGGUGGCAAUGGCGUGGGCCAUCUGAAGAGUUAAAGGGAGAGUGGAUUGAGAUGCGCAAUCACUACAAUGAGACCAAGAAGGCCAACCAGCGCUCCAAUCGAGUCAUGCUGUAUAUCCACGGAGGGGCAUACUUCUUUGGAAGUGUUGACACCCAUCGAUAUAUGAUGCAACGCCAUGCGCGCAAGAUCAAGGGACGUGUAUUUGCGCCAGACUACCGUCUCUCGCCACAAUUCCCAUUCCCAUGUGGACUACAAGACUCAAUGGCUGCAUACUUAUGGCUACUGGAGUCAUAUGAGCCCAGCGAAAUUCUUUUGGCCGGUGACUCUGCGGGCGGAGGUAUGGCCCUGUCCAUGCUGGUCAUUAUGCGGGACCAAGAUAUUCCUCUGCCUGCAGGCGCUAUCCUGAUCUCACCCUGGGUUGAUCUGACGCACUCCUUCCCGAGUAUUGUUCAGGACAAUCCAGGCGAUUAUAUUCCUCCGUGGGGGUUCCGCCACAAACCGUCAACCGCCUGGCCUCCUCCCAAUGCCGAUGACAUUCUGAAGAUGAAAAAAAUGUCGCAACAACCAGUCGUCACAGCCGAAGAUGUCAAGAAAGCAAUUCCGGCCCCGAACAGCGAAGCAGAGGAGACAGCCAUUCGUGGGUAUACUAUUCACGAGGGCACCCCUCCAGCGGGACCUGCCUACCCUGGCGAACAGCAGAAUCAGGACCCUGCUACCUUGCAGACUGAACCCGACAACAUUCAUGUUCUGAUAGAUGGUGAGACCGUUGAAUUAAAGGACCAAAUUCAAAUGUACACGACAAACCAACUUAUGUCCCACCCUCUUGUUUCGCCUGUCCUUCAACCCUCGCUCGGUGGCCUUCCUCCCCUUCAGAUUCUCAGCGGUGGGGGUGAAAUGCUUCGUGAUGAGCAGUUCUACGUGGCUCAUAAAGCAGCCAAUCCGACAGCAUAUCCGCCUAGCGAUGUGUACCUGGAUGAUAAUGAUCCCACUCGCGAGACCUUGAACAAAUACGCACCAACUUAUGUACAGCUUCAGGUGUGGGACGAUCUUUGUCAUGUGGCUCCCACUCUCAGCUUCACACAGCCUGCCAAGUAUAUGUUCAGAUCUAUCUCUCAAUUCGGCUCUUGGGCUCUGGCUCGUGCCCAGAAGGGAGAAAUCGACAUUGUAGACGACUCUAUCUUCAUGCCCCUCACACCGAGCAGCUCUAGCAGUUCCGAGGAAGGGAUGUCCGGACCUCAGGCAGAGACCAUCAAAUCAUCUCGUAAAGAAGGACUUGCGUCCGUCGGCAAAGCAGGUGAUCCUUUACCGGCAUUCCAUGAACACAUGAUUCGCCAACGUGUGGAUAAACAUGGACACAUUUUCCCACUUGAACCCACUUCUUCAUACCCAGUACUCAAAAUACCGCCCACCCAGGUCGGUGCGAUCAACCCCGAGCUCAUUCGAAAGUGGCUGGCAGCCAAGAAAGAGUGGGACAUCCGUUUCUCAAAGGAAAAGCUUCGCGUUCAGAGCCGUCGCUUAAAGGAAUUGGCGCACGGGUUCCAGGACUUCGACGGCGAAUGCCCGCCUUCAAGCUCGCUAGCCGCCCGACGUGCUGCGCCUGGCGUGCUACCAAAGCGCCAUGCCAAGAAGAACUAUGGUAUGAUGCUUUGGAGUGGUUGGGGAAGUAAGCAUGAUGAGCGCACAAUGGAAAAAGAACGUCAGGCCACGCAAUCAGGCCGCCCUUCAACUCGUCCCAGUUUCGACGCUGGCCAGGCAGGGGCUUGGUCUAGCACUCCACUAACAAACGCUCACGGCAAAAAUGCCGCGGAUCACGAGCUCAGCAAAGAGAAAUCACACGCUAGCGGUCCUACCUCCAUUACUUGGAAUGAGAAGGAGCAACCCAAUAACAAUGGAGACGCUGCCACAGAUCGUAUGUCCACCGACCCGGAUUCAGUAUCCCGCCCACUAUCAGAGAUGAGCGGUCCAAUCCUCAUAUUACCUGAGGUGGACAAUCGCAAAUUCACCGAUGAAAAUGCAAGCACCAGAGCCCUCUUCCAUGCGGCAGGCACUCUCCCUAUGAAGUCUGAUAUAUCCUUGUCCAACAGUCGAUGCCGACCAGGCUCAGCUGCAGGCUCGGCUACUGGUCGCAGUGAGAUGAUCUCUGACACUGCCAGCACUAUCGGCGGCGACAAGGACUCUGUUGCUCGUAUGAACAUUGCACCUGAUAGUGUUAGCACCCGUGCUGUGCUGGGCGCGAAAGGCGUCAUUCCAGUGAUGGCGCAUGAAAACGGUCGUAUGUCUUCUGAUACACUCUCAGUUUUCUCUGCAGCUGGUCGUGAUUCCAUGUCCCAGCGCCCUGAGAUGCCUGAUAGAGAGGUAUUCAAGACCGCCGAAGAAAGCCUUUAG